AUUGUUUCGCUGAUGUGGGCAGCGCUCUCCCGUCUGUGGCGAAAGGGCGGCGGCGGUUUGAAGAAGCCGAGGAAGAGAGAGGGAGAUGAGGAGGAAUAUGUCGGCGUGAGGACGUUUCUUUGUGUCCACGACAGCUAAAAAAACUCAUCUUGGUAAGUGGCUUUCCUGCUGACAAGAGAGGGGGAAGAAGAGGUCGUGAAUGCGGGCGUCCGUGUUCACGGACAGUGAAGGCAACACCUACCGUGUGUGUCCUCAGCCACCCUACCUAGCCUUCUUUUCACCUUCACCACCACUGUCGAGGUAGCCAUGGCGACCAGCGCCCUGCCAAGUGACAACCUGCCAACGUACAAGCUGGUGGUGGUGGGGGACGGCGGUGUCGGGAAGAGCGCCCUCACCAUCCAGUUCUUCCAGAAGAUCUUUGUGCCGGACUACGAUCCCACGAUAGAGGACUCGUACCUCAAACACACGGAGAUAGACGGACAGUGGGCCAUACUGGAUGUGCUGGACACAGCCGGCCAGGAGGAGUUCAGUGCGAUGAGGGAGCAGUAUAUGAGGACAGGAGAUGGCUUCCUCAUAGUCUUCUCCGUGACGGACAAGGCCAGCUUCGAACAUGUGGACCGAUUCCAUCAACUCAUACUACGGGUCAAAGACAGGGAGGCCUUCCCCAUGGUGUUGGUGGCUAACAAAGUGGACUUGGUCCAUCUGAGAAAGAUCACCACUGACCAGGGCCAAGAGAUGGCUGCAAAACACAACAUAACUUAUAUUGAAACCAGUGCCAAGGAUCCUCCAAUGAAUGUGGACAAAGCCUUUCACGAGCUGGUUCGUGUUAUAAGACAACAGGUGCCAGAGCGAAACCAGAAGAAGAAAAAGAAGAUGAAAUGGAGAGCAGAGCGUUCGGCAGGUUCCCACAGGUUCCACUGCGCCAUCUUGUGACCUCCCUCGUCCUGUUUAUCAUUCGUUAACAUACACACAUACGCACACCCACACACCUUUGGAUGUCAGGGAACUCCCCAGCGGGGGUUAACUACUGGAGCACAAAAAGGUCCCUGAAUGGCUGACAAAGUGAAUCUGAAAUGUUGGACCGACGUCCCCUCACCCUUCACAAUGCCUCUGAGUGAGAGCUGAGCCCUCUCUCCUCAAUUUACGGUCCCUUUUCAAACGUCCCUCCCGUCUCUAUUCAACACAGAACUACAGCGUCACCAUCAACUGUUUCUCACGCAAGUCCAUCAAUUCUCAUUUUAAAUGUGGCACCAGACGAGAGACCCUGGGGGGGAAGGAGAUCAGAAUCACCUUGACAUUGGAACUUUUGUCUUCUUGAGAAAAGGGAGGACCCGCCUCAAAAAUGGCGCCUCGUUUUUCAGCAACCUGCUGGUCGUCUCCUUUCUGUCCUCGCACUCCUCACAAUUUGGGGAAUAGAAGAAACCCGUGUGAUCUUUUAGAAAAUGUUGUGCUGUGUUCUCUCUUUGUAGAGCGGGCAUCAUAAGGGCGUGGCGGAUGACCACGAGAGUGGGCGACAGUGAUUUUGGGUAGUGCAAGUAGAAGGUGCUUUGGUUUGGUGGGCGUAGCGUGAACUUCGUGGUCAUGUGACGCUCGGGGUUUUGAAAUGUCGGAAGGGAAGGGAGGACGUGUCGUGGCAAGCGAGAGAGACGUGGCGCUGAGAAAAGGUGUCGUAACGGUUGACAGGUGAGCGCUGUGGUCAUAUCAGCUUGUUGAAUAAGUGUUUUAAAUAUAGUAGUUGUAAAGGAGAGUGAGAUGUGGUUACACGGUUUUUGCCAACACCGAUGUGUCGGCGGCCAUGUUUACAGACACUCAUAAUAACGACGCAGAGCAAGUGUUUGGAAAUAAUUAUGGUUUAUUUCGGUUGCCUCCUCAGUCAUGGUCAAUGGCAUGAUGAGAGCAGUCUUCACCAGUACUGUAUGGACAAUAGCCCUGAUAUAUUCUGUCUUUGUAGUCUUAACAGAUUGUCUUCAAAACAAGUUACUUUCCAUGUUUUUGUUUUUUUAAUCUAAAGAAAAGAAAUAUCAAAACAAUUAUAUUUGUGAUAUUAAAUCUAGUUAUAGGUGGCAAUGUAAACAAAUUCAAUGCUGUUUUACAAAAGAUCCGUCGGAUGAAAUACAAUAGAUGAGGGACAACGAGAGCUUCACGUUUCAGAUCUGAAGCCGGCUGGAGAAGCUGAUUUGCACUGGCCACUAACCAAAAUAAUGUGAUGUCACUUUAUUUCAAUCAAGGGGCUUUUUCCGACCGCACCGCUGAAUUCAGGACAAUGAAUCGAGCCCAGCGAAAGAGAGCACUCCGUCAGUCUGGGCAUACAUACUGUAGCCCUGGGGAGACAUCCGAGUUAGACCGCCUGUGUGAACCGGGCAGCGUGACGCUCCUGGGGCUCAAAGCCAUGUUAACCUCGCUACAGACGACGUUCAGUUGUAGGAAACACUCGAAGCAACAAGACAUUCAGUAUAUUCACGUCUGUAGUCGGGAGGUAGAUAGGAAUGUACUUAAUAACCUAUGAAAUGGCUUGUACUGUUAACGCACUAAAGUUUCGGUGGGACAACUUUUUUUUUUUUUUUUUGUCUGGAAGAAUACCGUCUCUUGAAGGAAUACAUUUUUGCACUUUUAAUACGAUUUCUGACUUUCCUAUUGGCAUGUUGUUUUCUGUUCAAACCUGGCACGGUCACAAAAAAUGAUUUGAAUGUAAAAUCGAAUAACGAAAACAAGCAAAGAGGCAAUUAGCGUUGUAGCCCUGUGUGCCUGUGUACGCCUGUUGCCUCUGCGACGACUGUGACAGAGAUUAAAUUAAUUAGAAUUUAAUCAUUGGAAAGGUAUUGAAAGAAAAGUUCCAUGUUACACUCAGUUAUUGAAUGGUGUACAAAUUCACCUCAGCAUGAAAGUCGGAAAAAAAAAAAAAAUCAACCUCAGCGACAGAAGAGCAUCGGUUUGAAUCUCCAUCUCCUGUUUAAAGGGACGGAGACGUGCUGACCGUUGAGCAACAGACUCUGGAUCGAAGGACAGAAAAAAAACUGAAUGUGUUUGAAAAUGUUGCAUCAUGUAUGUUUGAUACCAUUUUGUAUUAUUGAUAUGAUUCUUGCAAAGUGUUUUUUAAACAACUGAAUAAUUUAUUACUGUCUGUUACCUCAGCAUGUCCCAGACCUGGACAAAAAGCUAACAAC
Messenger RNA from Anarrhichthys ocellatus (wolf-eel), 3164 nucleotides. It is a transcript of the gene mrasa, whose product is annotated as muscle RAS oncogene homolog a. Gene Ontology annotation, molecular function: GTPase activity; GTP binding. The transcript has 6 exons. The record is from RefSeq and is a predicted model, not a curated record. Gene Ontology annotation, biological process: signal transduction. Gene Ontology annotation, cellular component: membrane. Bases 307 to 933 code for a protein of 208 amino acids. Lineage: Eukaryota; Metazoa; Chordata; Actinopteri; Perciformes; Anarhichadidae.